Molecule: messenger RNA, 2180 nt
Organism: Sinocyclocheilus rhinocerous
Lineage: Eukaryota; Metazoa; Chordata; Actinopteri; Cypriniformes; Cyprinidae
Product: 5-demethoxyubiquinone hydroxylase, mitochondrial-like
Exons: 6
Coding region: 117-785 (222 amino acids)
Biological process (GO): regulation of gene expression; regulation of reactive oxygen species metabolic process; ubiquinone biosynthetic process
Cellular component (GO): mitochondrial inner membrane; nucleus
Molecular function (GO): 3-demethoxyubiquinol 3-hydroxylase activity
Source: RefSeq, a predicted model, not a curated record
CGUAAUAUUCAAGCGCCGACUACAGUGUUUAGUAAACGCUAUGCGCGCGACACCGCCCACCUAGAUCCUUUCAAUGACAUUUAUCGAUUUUUCCGUUAUCAAAAACAAUUGCAAACAUGCACAGGUUUGUCAGACCUCAGCUUUUGCUUUGUGAUUCUAAACAGCCAUUAUUACCGACAGCGGGUCAACUUUGUACAAAUCACAAAUCUGUUGUGUCCAGUGUAAGGGCAUAUGUUGUAUUGCCUCCCACCAAUGAUGAAGAAGAAAAAGCCAUGCUUCACAGGAUGAUGAGAGUGGACCAUGCAGGAGAAUAUGGUGCCAACCGAAUCUAUGCUGGUCAGAUGGCUGUUCUUGGCCAUACACAAAUCAGUCCACUCAUUCAGGAAAUGUGGGAUCAAGAGAAGCAGCACCUGCGAAAGUUUAAUGAGAUACUGGCUGAGAACAGAGUGCGUCCGACCCUCCUGCUUCCGCUGUGGAACAUAGCAGGAUUUGCUCUUGGCGCUGGCUCUGCUCUCUUGGGAAAGGAAGGGGCGAUGGCCUGCACUGUGGCUGUAGAGGAGAGUAUCUCAGAGCACUACAACAGUCAGAUCAGAACUCUAAUGGAGAUAGAUCCUGAGAAGUACAGCGAACUGCUGCAGCUGAUUAAAGAAUUUCGGGAUGAUGAAAUGGAGCACCAUGACACUGGACUGGAGCAUGAUGCUGAAUCCGUGCCUGGAUACCAGCUGAUGAAAGCAAUCAUACAGGCGGGCUGCAAAGCUGCAAUAUGUGUCUCAGAACGUCUCUAAAUAUUUUCAGAGUAUUUAAAAGAGUUACCCGAAUAUCUUGUAAAUAUGGAUCUUUGAAGUGUUAAAAAUAUUUUCUACUGCACCAGCUUAAUUUGCAGAUGCAACUAUAAGCAAGCCAUUUUGGGUAAAUUUCUCCGAAAUGUGUAAACACUGUGGUUCUAUCAAAGUAUUUCUCUGUUUGUUUGAGCAUCCCAUCCUGCCCAACACAGUAAUAUAGACUCAGCCAAUGUUUAGGCUGGGACGUUUUCUUUGUGUGACCAGUAGGAGGAAUAUUUAGAAAGCCUGUUUUUAAAAAUUUAUUUUUUACAGUUUCAAUGUAGUGGCACUAGUGUUGUAGAAAUUACAUAUUUCAUCUGUAAUGACAUGUUCCUCACAGCAGUAUAAAUAUAUAUUUAAAAUCUAUUUAUUGCGAUUUUAUACAUGGCCAAAGUGUUUGUCUCAUUCUGUAAGGUAUAUUCAAGAAUAAUAUACUGUAACUUUUUAUCAAUCACAGUUGUGUUGCUAUUAAAGUCAUGUGUCUUUACAGGAUGUGUGUUUGCUAAGACAACUUUGAACACAAGAGGGCAGUCUUUGCCUGUUAGGUAAAAGGUAAUGUGCAGCCACCAACACAACAGGGCGGUCUGGACUCAACUGUUGAAAUUAUUUUUGGAGACCACACACAUAUUAUAUAAUAUGCUAUAAACAUGCUCAUUUGUUAUCUUAGUAUACGCAUAUACUGUGACACAUUUGCAUUGAGUAUUAGGGGAAGUUAUCACACAGGUAGCUAUGAAAACAUGUAGCAUAAUCUGUGUAGCAGAGACGUGGGAAACAGCUGUAACCAUCUCCCUGUGCUUCCCAUGACUUAAUCUAUGAGGGCAUGAAGUCAUCCUGGACAGUCCACAGAGAGUGUGAGACCCUGGUUUUCAGUUCUAGUGUCUUGAGAGUUUUUACAGUAUGUUGCCAAUUGGUGAAUUUGAUUUGAUAAGAAGAGAGCAGGCCAUUAGAAAUGCACAAAUUAUGCUCCAGGCCCCUUCCUUCACUUUGUCUAGAGUCUUCUAUGUUGACUGUACUGGAUAAAAGUUCUUGAGAGGCCCGUUUAGUUUGGCAGGUUCUGUUAGGGGGCAGAGCUACUGUAUGCUCGCAUUCAGAGAGAAGGCGGCUGAUGCAAUCCCAGUGUAAAUACAAAUAUUCCUCAGCUUUCAGUGUACCAUCAACUGUGACCACAUUUUGUGAGGUUUUCAACUGCCCACUAGCCACAGGCUGCCUCUCGCCCCUACUGCCUUUCUCUCCUACUUUUAAAGGUUUUUAUUUCUAAACAUAUCCCCCCAUAUAUUUGCAUUGCUUAAUGGCUUAAUGUGGUGCAGAAGCUGCCAUACAAACUUUUGUUCUCGUGAUGUGUCAGAGGAAGCUGACCCA